Molecule: messenger RNA, 612 nt
Organism: Papaver somniferum (opium poppy)
Lineage: Eukaryota; Viridiplantae; Streptophyta; Magnoliopsida; Ranunculales; Papaveraceae
Product: probable LRR receptor-like serine/threonine-protein kinase At3g47570
Exons: 3
Coding region: 1-612 (203 amino acids)
Biological process (GO): protein phosphorylation
Molecular function (GO): protein kinase activity; ATP binding
Source: RefSeq, a predicted model, not a curated record
AUGGCUUUGGAUGUGGGUAUCCAAUACAUGGGAAUUUCUUAUAAUGAGCUUCUUAAAGCUACCAAUGGAUUUAAUAAUUCCACCAAUUUGCUUGGCGUGGGAAGUUUUGGUUCUGUUUAUAAGGGAAUUCUUCAACAAGAUGAAUCAAAACCUGUUGCUGUCAAGGUCCUGCACCUUCAUCAAAGAGGUGCAACCAAGAGUUUCAUGGCAGAAUGUGAUGCCCUCAGGAAAGUUAGACACAGAAAUUUACUCAAGAUCAUUACUUGUUGCUCAAGUACUGAUUUCAAAGCUGCAUCUGACAUAAACACUGAUGAGCAGCUGUAUCUGAAGCACUUGGGUGUGGAAAGAAGAUUGAACAUCGCAGUCGAUGUUGCUUCAGUACUUAACUGUCUUCACCAUGAUUGUCAAUCACCCAUUGUUGAUUGUGAUUUGAAGCCAAGCAAUGUCCUACUUGAUGAUGAUUUAACUGCACAUGUUGGUGAUUUUGGGUUGGCUAAGUUCAUUUCUAAUCCCUCCAGUUAUUCUCGACAGCUGAAUGAGCGCGAGAUAAGUCCAAUUGCAAUAAAGGGUUCCAUAGGUUAUGUUUCCCCUGAUAGAAUGAGGUUAUUGUAG